AUUUGAUACCAUGUAUCUGUUAGAGGACAUCAUUGGUAGCUGAAAGUUCAUGCAGGCCGCCAAGAAUAACCUCCAAAAUAAUCAAUUAUCGAAGAUGUCAGGUGAAAUUAAUCCGAGUGAAAACAAAGCAGGUAGAAGAAAUGAUCUUAUGAUUUAAUCCCGAUGCAUUACAACAUCAAAUAAGAGAUUUUCGUGGUUGUUACUACACCAAAUUAUGGUUUGACAACAGUUAUUUCACUUAAUUUUCCCAAUGACUUUGAAUUGAAGCUAAAAUAUAACUACAGUUGAUCGAUCUGUUGGCUACCAAUCAUGUACAAGGUCAACAAACAAAUCCUAGUCGCUAAAUUUCAAUCUGCUGGGCAUUCGAAAAAUGUCUCUAGGCUUUGGAACUUGUGCUAAACCGAGCAAUGAAAAUGCUAAUGCACGAUUUUUAAAGACAUAUGAACAAAUAGAGCUAUUACUUUCUCAAACAAAGCCUCAGCCAGUUUCCUUGUGUGCAAAAGCUGCCGCUAUUGAGGCUUAUGAUCAUUUAAGGUGUCACCAUUAUAUACCUGAGGCAGAACAGUUAGUGAAUUUAUUGGCCAAACCACAUAUUAAAUCUUUACUACUUUGUCAUGAUGGAAUUGCAAACAAAGCUUAUGGACCAAUUUUACCGCAGAUAUCACCAGAAGUAGAUGAGGAUGAUAUUAGUAUAAAGAUUGUGAAUUUAAUCAAGAAACAUGAACCACUUGGUGUUACAAUAAAAAUCAAUGAAAGAAAUGGAGCUGUACUAGUUGCUCGUGUUAUGCAUGGUGGAGCUGCUGAUCGUACAGACGCCAUUGACGUUGGAGAUGAAAUUCAAGAGAUUAAUGGCAUUGCAGUAAAUGGUCGUGAUCCAAUGGAAGUAAUAAGGAUGUUGACUACGAUUUCUGGUGAUGUGAAGUUGAAGUUAGUCCCGUCAACUGCAAAGAAACAACAACCAGAAAGAAAUCAAAUGCAUAUUCGAGCUUUGUUUUCCUAUAGCCCAAGUUCUGACUCAUUGACUCCAUGUCCAGAAGCUGGUCUUGCCUUUCUAAAAGGUGAAAUUUUGCGUGUUGUCAAUUCAGAAGAUCCAAAUUGGUGGCAGGCUGUAAAAAAUGUGUUAUCACUCAGAACAUCAACACUGAAGCCAUUCAUAAUUUUUGUUAAACCACCAACAUUGGACGUCCUAUUAGAAACACGACAAUCCUACAAAAGUGGUAACUGGAGUACACCACCACUAACAAGAACAACACCGACGAUAUCAUGUGAUACUAGUUCAUUUAUAGAGGCAUCACCAACUCGUUCUGUACCGACAACACCAUACUUAACCAAUCGUACAAUGACUGGUUGUUUUGCCCCAGUAACAAGAAAUCGUUAUAACUGGAAAAAGAAGUCUUGUGAAAUAAGUCACGGGGAGAAGAUUUCCAUCUCCUCAUCUAUGGAUAAUAUACUUGCUAUGGAAAUGAAGAGGAAAAUAUCAAUUUCUGAAACCCAACUUCAUGAAAUGAUUCAAACAGCAGCUCGUUUAGAAGUAACCCAUGGUCACCUAUGGGAUUUCGUAUUGGUCAAUGAUGAUUUACCAGUUGCACUGGAGCAAUUAUCUGAAAUGGCCUAUCGCAUUGAAACAGAAGCAUUUUGGGUUCCAAGAAUCUGGUUAGAUUCAAUACCUGACAGUUAUAACCCCGAGAAUAAUGGAUUGUGUGUGGAUGCUGCAGUAGGCACAAUGACUACAGCUACUGUACAAUGAACAAAAAGUUAUCAAUAUUAAGCAACAAAAUGUCUUUUAGACUUUUUUUCCGAUCAAAAGUGAUCAAGUAAUUGUGUGUGCGCAUAUGAUUUUCCAUUCUGAUCACUACACUGAUUAAUCACGCAGUUUGUUUACAAAAGAUAUUUCAGACAAUCUGAUACCAGAAGUUUUCUACUACAUUAAAACAUUUGUUUGAAGAUCAUACAGUUUCAUACAGAAUGGAAAUCCUCAACCAAUCUAUAUAAUGAAUUGGUUUUUAUACUUUAUUACAUUCUUUUAUCAGUCUGUUUUUCAAAUAGCUUAUUCAAUAAAAUCGAUUUUGAUCAUUCUGUA
This is a messenger RNA of Heterobilharzia americana, 2080 nucleotides long. Lineage: Eukaryota; Metazoa; Platyhelminthes; Trematoda; Strigeidida; Schistosomatidae. The record is from the annotation of a GenBank genome assembly.